CCUCUUCCAGCUUCACCCUGAGGUUCCUCAUCACCCACUCAGAGACGUGUGGAUCUUUGGUGUCACUGUAUGUGCCCUUUGAGUGACAGGCAAACAGUGCAAGGUGUGCCCCACCUCUCGCCCCAAGUCGGCUGGGAUGGACUUCAACUUCCUCCCGUGAUGAUAUGAGCGACAUGGAUAGAUGCAGAGCCAGACGUCUAAUGCGAUUCUGUUUGCGUGUGAAAGCUGCGGAAAGACGGCAGAUGAGAGGAGCGCCUCCCGCAAAGCGGCCCGUGGAGAAGUGGCUCAGACCGAGAGGAACCUCGCCGAUUAAAGGCUUUAUUCCUCUAUGACUCGUUUUUAGUUUUGAAGAGCAAAAACAAAUUUUUGUUUUGUUUCACAAAAUGCCCCCUACCCCCAACCUUUCUGUUCCUCCCACUACUUUGUAGCUAAUACCCCCCCCCCCCCCCGGUCAAAAUGAGAGCUUGUUAGGACCGGCUUCAUUGUGCUCUUGCAGUGCAACCAUCGGAUUCAGUGAUAUUGUCUGAAUUAAAUGAGAGGCUUGUGCUGAAAAGGAGGCCUUAAACCUGCAUUCUUUGUUAUUUACAGUAGGGGGCGACCACACUGGAUUCAUUAUUCACUUCAACGCUUCCUAGCAGUUAACCUGUCAAUCAGUGAUCCUCUCCUUCUCCGCCCCUUUCUAAUCUGAUGAUCACUUCAGUUGAAGAUGGCAACUACCAGAAUGAGACUCAUGGCUUCAAAACAUUACUAAAUUUGACCAAGGAGUUUCCACAAAUGACCACCUCUUUGAUCCAGUCUGGAGCGUUCGAUCACAAUAACGGCUCAAUUAGACAUCAGAAGAAGACCGCUGUGUCAUAGCAACGACCUAUGGUCACACACACACACUCGAUCACACUCAUGUUGAAAAGUGUUUCUGCUGAAUAACGUUCACUUGAUGAGAGCGAGGCCAGUGUAUCUCGACUUUACCACAUGAAAUACUGUGUUUGCCUUUCUUUUAUAAGCUCUGCUUUUGUUGCCAUGGGCAACCAGGGUAUUCUCAGCAGCUCUAUGUAUAGAAAGAGGUAGUUUUUUUAUUUUUGUUUGUUUUUUUGUUUUGGUUAGCUAAUCUCAUCUGGGUGGGAAUAAAACUGCAUCAGGGAAGCAUCCCACCCACGAUGAGCCUCGGAUAUUGAACUGUGAGUAAGCGAGCCUCCCAAAUCCCGCUGCCUCUCUAGGUAGCGAAGAAAUGCACAGCGAAGAAAUGAAAAUUAGGAUCAAAUUAAUCAAAUGCAUGUCAAACUGAUUAAUAAAACAUUGAAUACGAAAAAGGCUAAGUUAUUGCAGCACUGUAAUAGUAUAUUGAUGUGAUAGUUUUACAGGUUUCUAAUAAACUGAAUUCUCAUUGGAACAAAUGGUACGUUAAUUUUACUUUGUAGUUUUCAUUUUCAAGUCUUUAAAAAGAUUAAAUUAAAGCCAUGUUGCAUAGCAUAGCACAAGAAAGUGGAAUGCAAAAUGAUGAAUGAAUGAAACAAAUAGUGGCUGUCCCUCCAAUUAAUCACCAGAUGCCUCAUCCAUUUAACCCUCAAAUUGACUUCUCCCUUUUCCUAUUAGGGGAAAAAAAAUGAGUAGUAAUAAUUUCAGUUCACUGACGCUAUUGUUCACACACGAACAUUACAGAGCCCAGUUAAACCUCAUUGCUAACCAAUACAGCAGCACCUACUGCGGCACAUGAACAGUCUUUCAGCUGACGGAUCUGUUUUUCUGAAUUUCACCAUUAUCAGCAUGACAUCAAUGACAAUGUACUAGUAAUAUUGUUUAGUAUUAUGCCAAAAAUGCAUGCAAAUAAAUACUUUUUUCUCAACAUGAAUUCCAAUAAUUGUAAAAUAUUUCUAGGGGACUGUAUGGCUCUACCUUCCUGUUCCCAGUCCAUUAUGUGUCAUCAGGAUUCUUUAAAAGCAAUACUUAUAAAACACCACUAAGUGACAGUAUGGCUUUUGCAAACAGCUUCCUGUUCCCACUUCAUUUUGUGUUGUCAGCUAUCUUCAAAGGCCCCAGGACCAUCUCCAAACGUGGACUGAGGCAGACCAAGAGCCUGGACCCGGCACUGAUGAGGCACUAUGGAGCGGAGAGCACGUCCUACCAGGGAGGCUUCACAUGGAACAGCGUGUCAGGACGCUCCGUGGGUCUGAAGCCCGUCCCACUGCAAAGCCUCUCCGAGCUGGAGAGGGUUCGUCUGCAGGACGUUGCCUUCAGGCGACUCCUUCGCAAUUGCAACCUGGGCUGCCACAUCACCAUCCCCAAAUAUGGUCACAAAUACAAGAAGUCGCUCAGGCGUAAGCUGGAUUCCCUUUCUAAGGAGAAGAGUAAAGACAAAGAGGCGACGCCCCAGGCCUUUAGCAUCCCGCUGGCGCAGGUCAUCUGCAACGACCGCACGCACAAGCAGCGUCACGACGCGCCGCACGAGCAGCACUGCGACCCCACCGAGCUGGUGCUGUCCUUCCUCCACUUCACCUCCACGUUCAAGAGGGCCAACAAGGAGCUGUCGAGCAGCAACUCGUCACUCAGCUCCAACUCGGAGAGUCCCAAUAAGUCGCCGUUUGCUCGAGCGGCCGACGCAGCUCCACGGACGCGUAGAAGGGGCGGCGUGUCGGUGGACUGCAUCACCGACCUGGACGAUAACCAGUCGCAGCUCUUGGAGGCCCUCCAGCUGUCUCUACCAGUGGAGGCGGCGGGCAAAAACAGGAAGAAGAGGCACGACAAAAAGCUGAGCCUCAACCCCAUGUACCCUCAAGUGCCCAAGGUGGUGGAGCUCUGCUGCCAGCACCUGGAAAACCACGGUUUACAGACUGUGGGCAUUUUCCGUGUGGGGAGUUCCAAAAAGAGGGUGAGGCAGAUGCGUGAAGAGCUAGAUCAGGGAUGGGAGCUACAUUUGGACGAGCAGUACAGCGUUCACGAUGUGGCGGCGUUGCUGAAAGAAUUCCUCCGCGACAUGCCAGACCCUCUGUUGACAAGAGAGCUCUACACGGCGUUCAUCAACACAACGUUGUUGGAGCGGGCUGAGCAACAGAAGGCCAUCCAGCUCUUGAUGUUCUUGCUUCCUCCCUGCAACUGUGACACGCUGCAGCGCCUCCUCUGCUUGCUCUCCGCCGUGGCCGCGCAUGCCGAAGACAUGCUGGACGUGGACGGACGCAAGAAAGCAGGCAACAAGAUGACCUCAUUAAAUUUAGCCACCAUCCUGGGACCCAAUCUCUUGCGGAAGCAAAAAAACCCCGACAAGGAGUUUGCAGUCCAGAGUUUAGCCCGCGCCGAGGAGAGCAGCGCCAUCAUCAGCGUACUCCAAAGCAUGAUCAAUGCGUGUGACUCUCUGUUUCUGGUUCCUGCCGAGCUACAGAAUGAGGUGUUGCUCAGUCUCCUAGAAACCGAUCCUGAUGUUGUGGACUACUUACUGAGGCGGAAGGAUACACAAUACAUCAAUUCAGGCCUAGUCAGACCGCAUGAUUCCUCCCUGAUGGAGAGGUGCUCCUCCAAUGACUCCAUGUCCAGCGGCGAGGCGUCUCCAUACGACAACAGCUCUCCCGUCCUGUCCGAGCGACUCCUGGUCCUGGAGGACGACGAGGCGCUCUCGCACAGCGGCACCGAGCACGCGUCUGAAAGCUCGCCAACUACUGAAGAGGCCUUGGAGGAUCACUUCUGGGACACCUGGCAUCCACUUUUCAGCAAGAAUGUUAUUGACCUUAACAUCAAUGGCUCCCUCGGAGACAUGUCUGAAUGGAAGUCGUUUGGAUCGUCGGAGGGGCUGAGCUGUCACCAAGGUAACAGCCCGACACAAACCUCAUUGGAUGCUUCAGAACGCACGCCACACCUCCCCGUGGCUCGCGGCAGCAGCAGCGACGGCCCUCGCGACCAGACGGAACCCCGGCAACCAUUACCUUCAUUACAUCGGGUACCCAUCAGCCAAUCCGGAGCCAUCAGCUCGGACGACCUGGCGGACAGGAUGAUACGCCCUGUUGAUCCAAUCCCUACAGAUAGAAGAGAUUGUUUGUUUCGACCUCUCAGUGAGAUGCAUGUUUCUCAUUCCGCACCUUCCAUCAGUCUGACACGCCAAGCCCAGACUCACAGCGGAAACACCAGAACUGCACCAGAACGGGCCUCUGGUAAAGCAAACGGCCAUAUAUGGCAGAUCCUGUCGACAAACAAUGGAGAUGCACUGCCUGAAACCCUGGUGUGACGAAUACAUCAAAACUUGCUGAGAUGCUGCCAUUAGCUAACUCUCAGUGGUAGUUCAAAGUGUUUCCCUUAUUGUACUAUAUACUAUGUGUGUGUGUGUAUAUAUAUAUAUAUAUAUAUACACACAGUGCAUAAAUGUAAGAUUAUUAUAUGUUCAUGCAUUUAUCGUCAAUUUAUAUAUGACACGUUUUUUCUCUUUUCUAAAUCAUAAUAAAAUGCAUAAAUUUAUUUUAUAUUUAAUAACUUAAUUCUCAGCUAUGAAGGUUCUCAUUAAACAUUUUAAAAACUCAUGUCCCUUGUUAUAGUUAAUAAUUUGGCAUGGGAAACAAUACAAAAAGUCUUGUCUUGCAUAAAAUAUUGCAUUAUAAUUUUGUAGAAAUCCAACUAAAAGACUCACUGGGGUUACAAAUUCUACUACAAUGUGUUUUUAAACUAAUAUAUUGAAUGUCGAUGUGCUAAACUUUGUUGUUAACCACAUUUCUAUUCUUUUUAAGUGUUUUUCCAGCUAUUUUUAUGCAUUAAACAAACACAAUAUCCUCAAUCCA
Phyllopteryx taeniolatus (common seadragon) is the source of this 4751-nucleotide messenger RNA. RefSeq names its product rho GTPase-activating protein 6-like. Bases 1967 to 4207 code for a protein of 746 amino acids. NCBI's taxonomy places the organism in Eukaryota, Metazoa, Chordata, Actinopteri, Syngnathiformes, Syngnathidae. The transcript has 17 exons. The record is from RefSeq and is a predicted model, not a curated record. Gene Ontology annotation, biological process: signal transduction.